Molecule: messenger RNA, 474 nt
Organism: Acanthocheilonema viteae
Lineage: Eukaryota; Metazoa; Nematoda; Chromadorea; Rhabditida; Onchocercidae
Source: the annotation of a GenBank genome assembly
AUGAGACGAAGUAGAAUCAUCUCUGUCGAAGUGAUGAAAUCUCGAGAAGACGUAACAAAACUUAUUUUGUCAACAAAAAUCCAAAAAGGUAUCACAUGGAAAUCGGUAGCGGAAAAAAUUGGUAAAAGCAAAGAGUGGACAACUGCAGCAUGCUUAGGUCAAAUGACCAUGACGAAGGAACAGGCAGAAAAAAUUGUUGAGAUAUUUGAUUUGCCAGAAAGUGCAUUGUCAUGGCUUCAAACAGUCUCUCAAAGGGGUACAUCAGGAAUUUCUUCCGAUCCACUUCUCUAUCGAUUACAUGAGGUGAUAUCAGUGUAUGGACCUACAAUUAAGGAGCUAAUUGUGGAAGAAUUUGGCGAUGGUAUAAUGAGUGCAAUUGAUUUUAAUCUAACCGUUGCGCGUGAAAAAAAUGAGCAAGGUGAUCGAGUAUCACUUGUAUUAUCAGGCAAAUUUUUACCUUAUAAAGAUUUUUAA